AAAAACAGAUUUUCAUUUUCCAUCUGCAGACAUUUACAGAUGGCUACCUGCAAAGAGGUUCCUCUGGCUUUUUUUCAGACGCUCAACAAUUCCAUUUACUUCAGAGACAGUGAAUGUGACAGCGGAUGUGAAAUCCAAGAAGAUUCUUUCCGGAACGCGAGAAAAACACCCAAAUCCUGCUGGAUUCAAAGCUUGGACCAAAAGUUCCUGGUGUUUAAAGCUCCUGGGAACCUGGAGUUCGAGAGCCGGACGCUGAUUGAACAGAAAGAGCCUGACUCCACAUUUUCCAUCCAGAUUUAUAACGAUACGAAUAUUAGUGGCAGGCAGCCAGUCAUGAUCAAUGUAGCGGAUGAUGGCAAGAAGUUGACAGUAACCUGCCAGGAGAACAAGGAGGUCUCUGCAGAGGAGAUGGAUCCCAACGGUCUGAAUAUGAUUAAUGGAGCAGGACACAAAGCCAUAUUCAGCUGGGAACAGUGCAAUCCUGGGAAAUACAUGUUUGAGUCCACCUUGUUCCCGGGUUUUUUCCUGGCCCUGGAGGAAGCGGACGCCUGCCUGCAUAAACUGGUUCUGCGUCGAGUAGCCAGGGACGAAGUGGACGAAUCAGCCAUGUUUAUGUUGACUACUUGCAGCUCGUAAAGCUUUGUGUUUGUAAAUGACUUCACCCACAUUUGAAGGCCGCUGCUUCUAUCUCAGAGCCGCUGUUCUUUGUAGCAAAGGUUUAAAGGUGUGGCAGAAAAU
Cyprinodon tularosa is the source of this 738-nucleotide messenger RNA. RefSeq names its product interleukin-18-like. Gene Ontology annotation, molecular function: cytokine activity. The coding region runs from base 40 to 636 and encodes 198 amino acids. Gene Ontology annotation, biological process: inflammatory response; immune response. Lineage: Eukaryota; Metazoa; Chordata; Actinopteri; Cyprinodontiformes; Cyprinodontidae. The transcript has 5 exons. The record is from RefSeq and is a predicted model, not a curated record.